Molecule: messenger RNA, 943 nt
Organism: Pseudogymnoascus verrucosus
Lineage: Eukaryota; Fungi; Ascomycota; Leotiomycetes; Thelebolales; Thelebolaceae
Gene: UBC7
Product: E2 ubiquitin-conjugating protein ubc7
Exons: 2
Coding region: 135-635 (166 amino acids)
Cellular component (GO): endoplasmic reticulum; cytosol
Source: RefSeq, a predicted model, not a curated record
AUUCUUCAACAUUACAAACCUAUCUCUGAUAAUACGACUCACUCUUCACGUUCUAUAAAGUUACGGCGAACCUAAGCAGCCUCAUCUCAGAAAGUCUGCCAUAAUCGGACCUGUACCGCAAAGACCCAGCCAUCAUGGCGACCUCAACUGCCCACCGCCGCCUCCUCCAAGAAUACCGCGCCCUGACCAACAACCCACCAGAAGGCAUCACCGCAGGCCCCGUCUCCGAAGACGAUCUCCUACACUGGGAAGCGCUGAUCCAAGGUCCCGAGGGGACGCCAUUCGAGGGCGGUGUAUUCCCUGCCGAGCUCAAGUUCCCGAAAGAUUAUCCGCUCGCGCCACCGUCUAUGAAAUUCAUCGGCGAAGUCUGGCAUCCUAAUGUAUAUCCAAGCGGACUGGUCUGCAUCUCGAUUCUUCACCCCCCGGGAGACGACCCAAACCACUACGAGCAUGCAUCUGAGCGUUGGUCGCCAAUCCAGAGUGUCGAGAAGAUCUUGAUUUCAGUGAUGAGCAUGCUAGCGGAGCCGAACGACGAAAGCCCUGCGAAUGUGGAGGCUGCAAAGCAGUGGAGGGAGCAUAGGGCAGAGUACGAGCAGAGGGUUAGAGAUGGGUGCCGGAGGAUGCUGGGUUUGUGAGAUCAGUUUUACAAUAAGACGUGGGAGUGAGGAUGGGUAACAAUAUCUGGCAUUGUGGUUGGGUCUACGUAGCGUUGGCGUGUAUGGAGUUUAUUGAGGAUAAAUGAGAAAAACGUGUUCAAGCAUCAGAACUACAUUACAGUUGGCGCUGGGAAUGACAGUGAUUGCAGAUAUUCGCACGGGAGCUCUAGAAAAUGACAACCAUAGGUUCUCGAAUGUAGAAUUCUUGUCGUUCUCUUCAUAUUCGAUGGGCACUAAUUGUGCUAAACAGACGUCUAUUAUACAACACACUCUAACCAUUCCAAAAU